Molecule: messenger RNA, 597 nt
Organism: Bipolaris oryzae ATCC 44560
Lineage: Eukaryota; Fungi; Ascomycota; Dothideomycetes; Pleosporales; Pleosporaceae
Exons: 4
Coding region: 1-597 (198 amino acids)
Source: RefSeq, a predicted model, not a curated record
AUGGAUCGUACCGAGCAGGGCUCGGAGAGAAUACGGGCUCGGACAGUCGGAGAUUUGCAAGUGCGGUGGACAGAGCGACGGGUCGGAGCAAAGGUUGUGGGAAAAUGGGCCUUUUCCCCACGGGUCCAUGUUGAUAGUAUAGUGGCCCCAGUCCAAGUUCGGACGGAGUUAAGCACGUAUGGGCCGGAGGGGACAGCGGCCAGCCGACAGCCGACAGCCGACAAGAACCCCCCCCCCCCCCCUCCCCCCGUCGACGGGCCAAGAGCAAGUAGGAAAAGGCCGUCAGAGGCGGUGCAGUGUCAAAUAGCCGCCUGCUGCCACGACCGGUCUGGCUGUACUUACACAGCAAGUAUUGUAGUGGCCGAUUUGCAGCUGGGGCUUGCCACAAUCACCAUGGCCUCGAGGCUACGGCAGGGCAUAACGGUCGCGGGUGAUUGGCGGGCGGAGGGUGCAGCGCGUGGGCUCUGGAAGUGCAUAACAAUGCGUCUGUGCCAUGAUUGCGAAGCCGCACCAUGGGCGCAGCCGCAGGCCGAGGCAAGCGACCGCACAGUACUGUGUACAGCACAGCACAGCACAGCACGGCGCAGCGCAGCGUAG